Molecule: messenger RNA, 2077 nt
Organism: Empidonax traillii (willow flycatcher)
Lineage: Eukaryota; Metazoa; Chordata; Aves; Passeriformes; Tyrannidae
Gene: ASMTL
Product: acetylserotonin O-methyltransferase like
Exons: 13
Coding region: 55-1953 (632 amino acids)
Molecular function (GO): O-methyltransferase activity; nucleoside triphosphate diphosphatase activity
Source: RefSeq, a predicted model, not a curated record
CACCUCCCCGCCCCUGCCCAGCGCGCAGCGGGAGGCCGAGGAGCGGCGGCAGCCAUGGUGUUGAACCCGGUGCUGGGGAAGCUGGUCAGCAAGCGGGUGGUGCUGGCCAGCGCCUCGCCGCGCCGCCGGGAGAUCCUCACCAACGUGGGCCUGCGUUUUGAGGUGGUUCCAUCCUGGUUUAAGGAGACGCUUGAAAAGUCAUCUUUUGCAGCCCCUUUUGAGUAUGCUGUGGAAACAGCAAGACAGAAAGCUCUUGAAGUAGCAAACAGAAUGCAUGUAAAGCACAUGAGAACACCUGAUGUUGUCAUAGGAGCAGACACUAUUGUGUCUGUGGAUGAGCAGAUCCUGGAGAAACCUGUUGAUAAGCAAGAUGCCUAUAGGAUGCUGUCAAGGUUGAAUGGGAAAGAGCACAGUGUCUUCACAGGAGUGGCUAUUAUACAUUGCUGCAGUAAAGACAAUAAGCUAGAGAUGGAAAUCACUGAUUUCUAUGAAGAGACUAAAGUAAAAUUUUCUGAGCUGUCUGAAGAGCUCCUAUGGGAGUACAUUCAUAGCGGGGAGCCAAUGGACAAGGCAGGUGGAUACGGUAUCCAGGCCCUUGGUGGAAUGUUAGUUGAGUAUGUCCAUGGAGACUUCUUGAAUGUGGUGGGAUUUCCUCUGAAUCACUUCUGCAAAAAGCUAGCAGAAUUGUACUAUCCGCCCUCUAAGCAUAAUGUACAACAUAAAAAGUAUGACUCUGUCCCUUCUGUGGACACUUUUGAGAACCUAAGUGAUGGAGAAAGUGAAUCUUCAAAUUUUACUGAGCACAAAGGUGCCAGUAAGUUGGACAGCAGUGGGAUGCAUUCCUCAGGAGCUGUUUACACUUCUGAAAACAGUUCUGGUGUCAGAACUGGUUUUACAGUACCUUUGGAAAAUCAGAAUGGCGUGCCACAAAAAGCACCAAAAGUUCCAUCUAAAAUUCUAGAGCUGAUGGAUGGUUUCAGGGCUUCAAAGGCUCUGUUUGUAGCCUCUAAGCUGAAGAUGUUUGAUCAUCUGAAACAUAAAGGUCCAGUGAAAGCUGUGGAUAUUGCAAAUGAGAUUGGAACCUCUGUGUGUGGAACAGAAAGACUCCUUGAUGCAUGUGCUGCUCUUGGAUUACUGGAGAAGACACCACAAGGUUACAGUAAUACAGACUCAGCAAAUACCUUCCUGACCUCAGAUGGUGAAUACUCGCUUCAUGGCUACAUUAUUCACUCUAAUGAUCAUCUUUGGCCUCUCUUUACAAACUUGGAGUCUGCUGUCAAAGAAGGCAGCAGGCAGAAUCAUCGAGCCUUUGGAAAGAAAGCAGAGGAUUUAUUUAAGGACUAUUAUCACAGCCAGGAGGGAAAGCAACGUUUUAUGGCUGCCAUGCACAGCAUUGCUCACCUGACAGCAAGAGACGUGGCUACAGCAUUUGAUCUUUCACGGUUUAAAUCUGCUUGUGAUUUAGGAGGUUGCACUGGAGCUCUGGCUCGUGAAUUAGUACAAAUAUACCCAAAUCUCAAGGUCACAGUAUUUGACCUUCCAGAAGUCAUUGCAAACACUUCUUACUUUCAGCCGUCAGGACAAGACACAGCUCCAGUGACAUUUGUAUCAGGUGACUUCUUCAAGGAUAAUCUUCCAGAAGCAGAUCUUUAUAUCCUUUCACGUGUUCUUCAUGACUGGCCUGAUGAAAAGAUACAUGUGCUGUUAAGCAAGAUAUCAGCUCUUUGCAGACCAGGAAGUGCCUUGCUAGUGGCAGAAACUGUGCUUGAUGAACAGAAGACGCACCCCCCUAGAGCUGUGCUACAGUCCCUCAGUAUGACUGAAGGCAAGCAGAGAAGUGGCUCAGAAUAUAAACAGCUACUGGAGAAAUACAGUUUCACAGAUGUACAAAUUAAGAUCACAGGAAACUUAUUAGAUGCUGUUCUAUGCUUCAAAAAGAGUCUGUCACUGUAGUGUGCCCAGAAGCAAACUGGAAUUUCCACCCACUUGUGCAAUAUACCCAUCAUCAACCAACACCUGUUACCAGUUUAGGAUUAUUCUGAUGCUUUAUCUGAAGCAGAGUUAUUACAAAAAGUUG